AUGCCCUCUCAGAGUCAUCGCCCACGAGGGUCGGCAGGUCUGGCUCUCACAAGCGCGGCUUUGCGCAGAGGUGACGUGAAGAUAUCCGAUCCAAUACCUUUCGACGAAUCUGGAGACGCCUUCUCCCAUUCCAAACCCGUCAUACAGUCGUUCCACAGCUCUGGGUAUCGACACGACGACGCCUCGUGGCUACGAAAUAAUCAUCCGACGCAAGAAGCCCAUACCCGCUAUGUCAGUGACCUUCGGGCUUACGCUGGGGCUCGCGAUUCUCUUGAGCCAUCCAGUCUCCCCCGCUCCAUGUCGUCAAUACCUUCCAAGGCGUCACUGGACCAGAGGAAGCCUGGAGGAAUUCGCGCUGCUCUCAAGCGCAUCUUCUCUAGCAGGCGACACACAUCUGCACCUACCGGCUCAAAUGGGUAUCAAUACGGCAACCACAAUCGCCUCCUUUCUGUUUCCGAGCAACCGACGCAGCCGCGGGUUGACCCUGCCUCUCCUUCGGAAACUCUCUCACGGGGCGCCGCGCUCAGGUCACACUCAACUCAUCAGCAAGCAGACUCACUUAAGCAAAGCUCACCGAUUCUUCUGCGGCGCGGGCGGCGCAACACUUUGCCAAGCAUGGUCUUCAACGACAAAGAGUCAGGGCUGGACCAUACGAUUGCCAACUGGGGGAGAGCGUCUCACAACGAAUGGCCAAAAGAAGACUAUGUCUCGGAUAGUCAGUUGAACCGUCGUUCUAGAAGUGCAGAUGCGCUCAAUGAGCGCCAGCGCCAGGAAGACUAUCGAUCGUCUUAUAUUCGUGACCGAGCAAGCGAGAUAGCCUACUGGCGCACUAGUGCCAUAGAGAAUCCUGUCCCCGUGUACAGUGGGCAAUUCAUUGCUGUUGAUCCGGGGCACGUUCUGUGUCCAGGGAAGUCAGCAGUCGACUUAGCGCCAGUGCCCGGUAGUGCGAGCCCUAUGCAAAGCUUUGAGUUCGGCCUCAACAGCACGGACAGAGAUUCGACCGCUCUCGAGCAAAGAGUGAACACUCUAGAAAUAAAGCUCUUCGACUUUGAAUAUGCGAUCGCGAAGCUCCAGGGCAACAACAUACAGAAACCUAUGGUUCACGCUAAGACUUUUGCUCGAGGGGCAGUACACAAUGUCUUCCCUGGUAGCAACACCCAUCUGGCUAUGACAUCUGGACCUUCACCAAAUCUGAACCGUCGCUGUUCUCCAAAGACGGUGCAUGCAUCCACCUUCUUGUCUUCUCCUGGAGAAUCGCCCCCUUCUUCGCCCGAAGAAGGCAAGCGAGUCCGGCCUCAAAGGGCAAGCACGGCCACCACUGUCACUAUCCGACCAAGUUCUGCUCGUCGAAGGUCAGCAUCACGGUCAAGCAGGACGUCACAAUCUUCAAUUCACAUGUCUGCGGAUAAGUUCAGGGCGUUGAUGGGCCUCAUCGAAGAAGAAAAAGUAGCACGUCAACAGCUAGAGGCACAGGUAAUAGAGCUGCAGAAAGAAUUGGAGGACAUGCGCACUCCUAUCUAUGCAACCAUCAGAGAUGCAUAUCCAACACCUAGUCCUGAAUCGGCGCACGAUAGCUCCGGCACGCCCCGGACUCUGCAUCGGACACAUGGAUUUCAAUUGAGCCAUUCCGGGUCCGAGAUUUCGCGGUUCAGCGAGACAGACCCCGAUUCAGACCCCACAGAAGGAUUGGGGGUCAAGCAGAGAUACUUUUGA
Molecule: messenger RNA, 1713 nt
Organism: Capronia epimyces CBS 606.96
Lineage: Eukaryota; Fungi; Ascomycota; Eurotiomycetes; Chaetothyriales; Herpotrichiellaceae
Exons: 1
Coding region: 1-1713 (570 amino acids)
Source: RefSeq, a predicted model, not a curated record